AUGGUGGUGGAUGGUGGUGGAACAAUAGAUAGUUUCCGAAGGCUGGAAGAAGACUCCACAUUGACUAGGGCAAUGAAAGCGAGCGACGUGCGCCGGCGGCUCCCAGGCAAAGCCUCUGCUGACGCCAGUGAACAGAAUAGCCCUGAGGAAGGGGCAAAAGCUAGACUUGGUGACAAACCGACCACCCAAUCUGUAUCUUGGACACCAAUCUUCCUUCUCUUGCUGGCGUCAAAGGUCUUGAGUGCCUUUCUCAACAUCAUCCACGACUGCGAUGAAACAUACAACUACUGGGAACCACUGCACUAUCUGAUCCAUGGGUAUGGACUCCAGACUUGGGAGUACAGCGCUGAAUUUGGCCUUCGGUCCUACCUCUACCUCCUCCUACACGCCGUCAUUGCCUUCCCCGCCUCUCUGCUCUUUGGCGAUGGCCCUGGCAAAGUAUACACUUUCCUGGCAGUCCGUUUAGGGCUCGCUAUUCUCUCUGCCCUCUCAGAGGCCUGGCUCGCCGUGGCCGCCUCUAGGUGGAUGAAGUCACGAAGCCUAGGGUGGCUGACUGCGCUGCUAUUGGCUGGGGGUAGUGGGACGUUCACAGCGAGCACGUCUUUCCUUCCCAGUACCUUCUCCAUGUACGGCCUCACAGCGUCCGCGGCCGCGCUCCUGUCCAAUCGCCCGGCGACAGCUGUCGCGCUCGCGGCAGCCGGUGUAACCCUCGGCUGGCCCUUUUCCAUCCUCGCUACCGUUCCGAUCGUCCUUUUCGCACUCUUCACCGGGGGUUUCUGGAAGGUGUUUGCGGCAGGCGCAGUCGCUUUACUGGGUACUUUGGUCCCCUCCGCUCUCAUCGACCGCUUCUUCUACGGCACCUGGCAAGUCUCCCUUUGGAAUAUCGUUCGAUACAACGCGGGCGGCGGGGGCGAUUCACACCUUUACGGCGUCGAACCGGCUUCGUUUUACCUCCGCAACCUGGUUAACAACUUUAACCUCGCGCUGCCCCUGGCUCUCGUCGCCCCAGUUAUGAUUCUGCUCACCCGGAAACCGGGUUACGGGAGGCUGCUGGUGGGGAUAGCGCCGCUGUACUUAUGGCUCGGGGCCAUGUCGUGUUUACCGCACAAGGAAGAAAGGUUUCUGUACAUUGUCUAUCCCCUCCUCUGCCUGGCCGCCGCAGCUUCCUUAGCCUUCCUGCCAGACAUUCUCCGCCAUCCGAUCCUUCGCCGCCUCAUCCAAGCCGUCCAAACCAGCCUGGUUAUCUUAACCCUCCUACUCUCCGCAUCCCGAACCGCGUCGCUCCUUAUCAACUACUCCGCUCCCUUCCCGAUCUACCGCCACCUGGCAAGCCCUGCUGAGCUGGCGCACGCACGCGCGAUGAUGUCAGCGAGGCACGCGGCUGAAGUCACCCGCUCGGGACUGAUGUCCGGUGACCAGACAGCCGAGGUCGCGCACUCGGAGUACCUGCUGCGACACGCGCAUAGCUUAUCCCCUGCGCACAUAGCUUAUCCCCCGGAGAGGGCCGCGGUGUGCGUCGGGGCGGAGUGGUAUCGGUCCCCGGGGUCCUUUUUCCUGCCGUCUUCUGAGCAUAGGUUAGCGUUUCUGGAUGAGGGGUUUGGGGGUUUACUGCCGUUUCCGUUUAACGGAACGGCCGGAGGAACGAGAGCAAGACCGGGGUACUUCAAUGACAGGAACCGGGCCAGCCCGGGACAGUUUUUGAGCGACCAAAGUAGGUGCGACUACCGGGUGGACUUUCGCCGGAAAGGGGAGGGUGGGAGGGACGAUGACGACUUGUGGGAGGUUGUCGCAGAAAGACCUUUUCUGGAUGCGGCGAAGUCGCCAGCCCUCUCCAGGGCCUUCUACGUCCCGGGGUGGAGUGCUGCUAAAAAUAAAUUCGGGACGUAUCGACUGAGUCGUCGAAAGAGAUGAAUAGCUUCUGGGCUUCGGUGUCAAAGACACGCUCAAACUGCCCAUCGGCCGGUAGCACUUACGUAUGAAGACGUAUGAAGACAUCGGUGCGCAACCGAAACAAAGACUCUUGAGAGCUUGCCCGCUUCCAAGUCCAGUGUGCAGACAGCACAACUUAGAGUAAGCUACCGGCCUUCGGCCUCCGAUAUGACCAUCUUUGCUGCCUGGUCGAAGCAAGGCCCAAGCACAGCAUGAUGAACGGGAGAGGAAGCCGCAGCUUCAUCAAACGGUGAUCCGUUUGAUCCACUUGAUCAUAUGCCUACUGACGUUUCG
This is a messenger RNA of Klebsormidium nitens, 2223 nucleotides long. NCBI's taxonomy places the organism in Eukaryota, Viridiplantae, Streptophyta, Klebsormidiophyceae, Klebsormidiales, Klebsormidiaceae. The record is from the annotation of a GenBank genome assembly.